ACAAUUAAUUAAAUAUUGUUUUUCGGAAGGGUAUACGCGCAAAAACUUCGUGAAGUCGUUUACGUAAUUACUUCUUUUUAUGGGGGUUUUAAUGCAAAAUUAGUUCACCGGAAAGAUCACCGUGAAGACGACGGCAAUGCUUCUUCCGAGCUGGGGUCAUCUCCGAUGCUUCUCGUCAUCGUCUUCAUCUCUCUCCCAUCUCUCCUUGAUCUCUUCUCUACUGAACAAAUGCUCAACCUUGAAGCACAUCUCGCAAGCCCACGCCUUCAUGCUUCACCGAGGUCUCGACAUGGACGCCGUCCUGCUGAGCAAGCUCAUCCUUGCAUGCUCCCUCCUUGGCUUCACAGACCUCGCUUAUUCGAUCUUCAAACACCGAGAGUGCCAUGAUGUGUACGCCUAUAACACCAUGAUUAGAAGUCUCUCUCGUGCUGGCUUUGCUAAAGAUGCAAUCUUUCUGUUUAAUGGAAUACAAGCGACGGGUCUCCGGCCUGAUACUUAUUCUUUCCCUUUUGCAUUGAAAGCUGCUGCGCAUUUGUCGGUUCUUGAACUCGGGCAAGAGCUUCAUGGGCAGAUUGUGAGGCUGGGGUUUGGUUUGGAUGUUCAUGUGAUGACUGGUUUAAUUCAUAUGUACUCUUUUUGUGGAGGUAUUGAUCAUGCACGCAAGCUGUUUGAUGGAAUUCCUCAAAGGGAUGUGGUUGUGUGGAAUGCUAUGGUUGCUGGAUAUGUUCGGCAUGGGGAGUUGGAGAGUGCACGGGUUCUUUUUGAGCAAAUGCCAGAACGGAAUGUGAUCUCCUGGACGGCGGUGAUUGCUGGUUAUGCGCAGAUGAAUCGUGCUGCUGAGGCUAUUGAAAUCUUCAGAAGAAUGCAGCUUGAGGGUGGUGUUGAUCCUGAUGAGAUUGCAUUGUUGGCGGCAUUAUCUGCUUGUGCUCAAUUGGGUGCUUUGGAUUUAGGGGAGUGGAUUCACAGGUAUACAAAAAAGCGUGGGUUUUAUAAGAUUGUUCCCUUGAUGAACGCAUUGAUAGACAUGUAUGCAAAAUGUGGCAACAUAGAGGAAGCAUUGAAUGUCUUUGAGAGCAUGCAGAGCAGGAGUGUUAUUACUUGGACUAUAAUGAUUGCAGGGUUUGCACUGCAUGGGCUUGGCAAUGAAGCUCUUAAUAUGUUCAAGAGGAUGGAGAUGCAAAAUGUUCGACCAAAUGAUGUUACUUUUAUAGCCAUCCUAUCUGCUUGUAGUCAUGCUGGACAAACUGAUUUAGGCCGCUUGUAUUUCGAUAAUAUGAGCAGUUGCUACAAUGUUGAGCCUAAGAUUGAACACUAUGGAUGCAUGGUUGAUCUUCUUGGCCGCGCUGGUUGUCUUAAAGAGGCAAGAGAUCUUAUCAAGGAUAUGCCCUUUAAGGCGAAUGCAGCCAUUUGGGGAGCUCUUUUAGCGGCAGCGAGAACCUGUGGCGAUGUUGAGCUCGGAGAGUAUGCAUUAAGGAAGCUUAUUGAGGUAGAGCCUCAUAAUAGUGGGAACUAUACACUCCUGUCUAACAUUUAUGCGGCACAUGGGAAGUGGGAGGGUGUUGGGAAGCUGAGGAAAAUGAUGAAGGUUGAAAGUGUGAAGAAGGUGCCAGGAGGGAGUUCUAUUGAGGUGGAUGGCACAGUCCAUGAAUUCACUUCUAGAGAUGGGUCUCAUCCUUGUUUUAAGAUGAUAUACGAGGUUUUAUACUCAAUAGAUGGACACUUGAGGAUACGCGGGUUUCCACCAAUGUUGUAUGGAGAGUAGCUUGACACGAAAGUAGGAUGAAUGAGAAUACUUGCAUUGAGAGCUGAUACUAUUGCCUGAGUUUCACUCAAGAGUCUGCAUUCACUGCAAGCCAUGUUUCAAAAGAUCCCAGCCAUCAAUUUUGCCUUGUUUCACUUAUUUCUCUUAUUAAAAUUAUUAAGCCAGAUGAAAGGAACACUUGAAGUUGAAGAAAGCUUAAUGAAAUCAAAGAGGAGACUCUAGAAGCAGUUUGAGAUUGAAGCAAAGUUAUCUGAUUCCCAUUGCAAUCAGAAAGUGAUGUGAAGGUACAGGAAUUUGACUUGCCACCCCUCAAACCAUUGUCCAAACGAUAUAUCACGUUGUACAUCAUAAACUGAUUUGAAAGUCUCAAAAUGGAUUGGAAUAUACUGGCAAUUUCAUAGCAGCUGGCAAGAUGAGUAAUGAAGUCAUGUGAAAGAGUUUGGGGUGUCUAAACUGGAAAGUCAUUAAUAGUUCAUACAGUUUUCAGAGCCGCUGAUUAAGUUGCACAAGCCUUUCAUGUGACAUUACCUGUGGAUAUUCAAUGUGAGGUUAUUUAAUUUUCCUAAAAAGUUCUUCCCAACUUCCAGUCAAGAAAGGCUAAGAAACAGCUUAUGGAUGGAGACAAAAUCCGGAAACUUUCUUGAUUGUUGUGGAGCUUUCAUUGUUUAUUCACAUCAAAACGAAAAUAUUGUCACUCAAUCAAAUGUUCCAGGUAUCUUUAAAGGUUAUUACUGCAUUUUAUCAGUGAAAUGUUAAUCAAGCUGCUUAUUAACAUCUAAUGAUGAAUCAGUUCAUUGUCUGUCUCAAUGCAUUGCUUAGGCAGAUUGUAACAAUUAAAUAAUCAUGCAGAGGCAUCACUAUUAUUUGU
This is a messenger RNA of Dioscorea cayenensis subsp. rotundata (Guinea yam), 2630 nucleotides long. Its product is annotated as pentatricopeptide repeat-containing protein At5g56310. Gene Ontology annotation, molecular function: RNA binding; protein binding. The transcript is spliced from 2 exons. Gene Ontology annotation, biological process: RNA modification. Lineage: Eukaryota; Viridiplantae; Streptophyta; Magnoliopsida; Dioscoreales; Dioscoreaceae. The record is from RefSeq and is a predicted model, not a curated record. Bases 137 to 1762 code for a protein of 541 amino acids.